AUAUAUAUAUAUUGUGGGAACUCGCUUCAAAAUGGUAGAGCUCUUCAAAGCACACAGCAACUCGCUUCUUUUUAAGGGCCUUUUUGCCCAAUUUUAUUUAAAAGAAAAAAGUUCAACAAAAAUGCUUCCCACGCAGGGGUAUCCACCAUCAAGCAAAACCAACAAAGAUUCAGCCUCCUGGCUUGUACACAGUUCAAUGUCUGUCUCCUGCAGACUCUUCCCAAAAUUAUGGCUACUAGCACACAGCUAGUCUGGCUUCCACCUCUCCUAGGCAGUGACCUCCUGUCUUCCAAGUGGAGCCCUCCUGACUCCUAUCUGCCAGGUGGAGCCCAGAACCAUGGUUAG
Staurois parvus is the source of this 345-nucleotide messenger RNA. The record is from the annotation of a GenBank genome assembly. NCBI's taxonomy places the organism in Eukaryota, Metazoa, Chordata, Amphibia, Anura, Ranidae.